Molecule: messenger RNA, 8246 nt
Organism: Pteronotus mesoamericanus
Lineage: Eukaryota; Metazoa; Chordata; Mammalia; Chiroptera; Mormoopidae
Gene: TASOR2
Product: transcription activation suppressor family member 2
Exons: 16
Biological process (GO): negative regulation of gene expression, epigenetic
Cellular component (GO): nucleoplasm
Source: RefSeq, a predicted model, not a curated record
UCUUACAAAAUUUCUUCUUUUUUUCCCCCUAGACUUGAACUAAGUGAAAAUGUCCUCAUCUCUCCAUGGAAAGGAAAAUUAUUUAUUCAAGGCUGUCUGCUGUGUGAAAUAACUCUUUGGUCCUCUUAUGGUACAGUGGUUCCAACACAACUACCACGUGAACUGGAUUUUAAGUAUGUAAUGAAAGUGUCAUCUUUGAAAAAAAGACUACCAGAAGCUGCCUUUAGAAAACAGAAUUAUUUGGAGCAGCAAAAAGUCUGUUGCCAAGAUAUGUGCUUCAAUAUGUAUGAAGUUGAACUAUCAAACAAACAAGGGGAAAAAAUAGAUAAAGUAACAGAAGUCAUUAAAAAUAAGCAACUGGCACUCAUCAAAUGCUUAGAAGAUCGUGAGGUUUUCAUUUUACUUACAUCAUCAGCCUUAAUAUCAGAAACAAAUUUUGGAGAUGAGCAGAUGGGUCUACAUGGAUUACAUUUAUUCCAUUCAUCCCUGUCAACAGGGCUGAAAGACUUGAAAGUUGAAGAUGACAUCUCAUUGAAGGUGGUACCUAUUUUACCUGCCCUUAAUUGUGCCCUGCUAGAAGCAAAGAAAUCAUUUACUGAAGAAGGAAUCUGUAUAAACACGUUAGUAAAGCAUAAUUUCCAAGAACUGUGCAAGAUGGAGAGAAGUCCAUUGAUGACUACUUCUCAGGAUAGAAUCAAAGAGACUGCAUCUUUUCGCAAACUGUCCAAUAGUUUUGAUUUGGUUCCUCCAGCAGAAAAGUGCCCUUUGCAGUAUUUAACUCAGCUGAAGUCUUAUUUUUCAGAUCCUAGAGGGUACAUUUUGGAAGUAUCUACAGCAUUAGAUUUGUUGGCAGAGCGUCCUCAGUCUCCUUGUAUUUCAGAUGGAAUUUGUGAUGCUGGAUUUUCUUUAGUUAUGACUCCAGAUUCUGAAUUUCUUGACUCAGAGGCAGAAGUACGAAGAGAAACUGAAACUAAAAAGAAUUCCGAAGAAAUGUUUAAAGCUAGGAAGAGAACUGUGGUUCCAUUAAAUCCAGCAUCAAAUCUAAGGGUUCAGCCUAAGAGAAAGGCCAGCAUGCCACUUGUGAUGCAGAGUAAAAGAGUGAACUUAUGCCGUCCCUUCCCCAAAAGAACUCCUGCUGGAACAGGCAAGGGUUCAGUCCCUCCAGCAACGCUCAAAUUAGUUAAAGGACAGUUUCCUCAGAAAAGAAAAAGAGGUGCUGAAGUGCUGACUGCACUGUUUGUACAGACAACCAAAUUGGAUAGGAAAAACCAAGAAGCUUCUAUUUCUAAAGAUGUUCCAGUUGCAACGAAUGCUAAAAGGGCAAGGAAACAAGAGAAACCUCCAGUCAAAACUGUUCCGAGGGCUAAGCCACCUAUGAAGAAAUCUCCACAAAAACAGAGGGUAAAUAUAGUAAAAGGCAAUCAGAAUCCCAGAAUCAGAAAGCAGCCACAACCUGCCAAGGGAGAAACUGCUUCACAGCUUCAAUCAAAAAUUUCAUCACACGGGCAAGAAGAUGUUACUAGUAUAAAUACACCUCAACCAGAAAAUAUUACAGUGGCUCAGAAAGCUCCAGUUGAGAACUCCAUUGUCAGUUGUGACUCCCAAGCCCUAAAUCUGUUAGCUGAUCUAGCAUUAAGCGCUGCUACCUCUACAACACCACCAUCUGAGCCCAGAAACCUUCCCUGCUCUUCUGGAUUGCCACAGAACGAUGUUUUGCUUUCUAAAGGACAUUCUGUGAGCAGUACAUCUGACCAUGAAUAUCAUAGAGGAGUUAGAAGUCUAAAAGGGGGACCGUUACCUCAGCCCUUCUCUGAUAGGAAGAGUAAUCUGAUGGCAGACUCCACUGUCAGCCAAGAUGAGGGUCCUGUCAAUCAGGACCCUGUUGAAGCCCAGUUGGCACUUCCUGAAGAGACACUAGAAACUUCUGAUGCAAGCCAAAGUUCUUUUGUUGCUGUGGAACAUUCCUAUGCCCUGCUCCUUGCAGAACAUUCAAAGAAGCUGCUACAGCAGAGAGGGGUACCCGGCCCUGCCUUCACCAAGAAUGGUACAAAAGGCCCUGAGGCAGGAACCCCAGUGGGAAAAGUAAUGCCAUUUCGCCACCAGCAGAACACCUCCCCUCUUCAAAAGCUUUCUGCGGACCCAGUACUGAAGCGCAGGAACAGAUUGCUGUCCUCCAGCUUGAGAGACUUCUACUGCUCUCAUACCGUGUUCCGUUGUGACGGCUCUUUCAAGGUCACUUUCAAAUGUGAAACAAACUAUGUAUUCAGCUUAGACAGCAAAUACACCAACAAUCCACUGGAGAAAACUGUGCUAAGAGCAUUACAUGGGCCCUGGAACACUGAUUUACCUGAUAAUGUGGAAGAAGUGAAGCUUUUACUUCAUAUGUGGGUAGCUCUGUUUUACAGCAAUCAGAACAAAGUCAUACGAUCAUCCCGAAAAGUAGUAGAACACAGCAACCCCGCCAAAUAUGUGUCUAUAAAUAGCACAAUAGAAUCUUUUGAAUUCAGUGAAAUUGAGGAGUCCCCCAGUGCGGAAAGGUGCUCUGUAGCCCCUUUAUUGGAGACAAAGAAAACUCCCAGAGGUCACAGUGCUGAAGUGUCUUUCCCUGACACUAACUCCUUGCUUCCUUUCAUUAAACCACCACCUGCAAGAGGCUUGGAACUCUGGGUACAGAAGGAACAGAAAGAAAUUUUUGCAAGAGAAGGUCAUCCAGAUACCCCAGAAAACCAGAAUUUUAUCUAUUCUUAUAAUAAUGAGAUAAUUGAGGAGAAAGCCAAACCAGAAUCAGCAAAUAAACUAGAGACUUCUAAUCUUGUGCAUUCUAGCAUUGGAGGUACCCAAACUAAUGGACCUUCUACUCCUGGUGAAGAGAAAACCUUUGAGCCACUUCAUAGCACAAGAGUGACUUCUUAUGAUACUCUCACGCAAACCACAUUCACCAAGACUUGUGAUGGGAUUAGCAAUCAGUCAGUGAUUUGUCAAAAACCGUCGUAUAGCACCCUAGAGAGCAAAGCUGAUAUUUUUCAUGCAGCAAUGCAAGCAAAAGCAAGUGGUUUACAGGCCCUUAUGCAGCAUAGCAGCCCCCAAACCAAAGGACGUCAACCUUCAUUGGAAAAGAAGGAUGAUAUGGGGUAUGUAAUGAUUAAUCUGGAACCAGUUACUCUCACUUUUGAAAAAGCCUGUAUACCAAUACAGACAGAAAUUGUAAAUAGAGCUGAUAAACCUGCAACGUUUAAUAUGGAGUUGAUAAAACAAGUAUCACCUGCUACAAGUCUUAGACUUCCUGUGUCCACUUUUGAAAAGGUACAAACACAAAGUCUUAAGGACAUUCUGUCUCUAGCGACAUUGGGAGAAAAAGACACUAAGUACCUUUUUGCUUCCUCGGUAAGUAGAGAGACACUAGCUGAUAACAAAACGUGUUCAUUACAGAAAGAUCCUGUUCCAGGCUCAUCAUCAUCACCUGAUAAUUCUUUGGAAAAGGAGGCAUUAUCAUUGGUUAAAAGUUCUAAUUAUCUAUUACCCAAAGAAGAAAUGAAACUCUCUCAAGAAUUUUUUCUGCAGCCUAAGAGUCUCUUAAACAUGCCUUCAGAAGAGAUUUUGGAGCCAUCACAAACUGAAGAAGAAGCCUCAUCAUCACCCUCUGCCACAUUGCAAAAAAAUUACUCACUUAACUGCAUUCCAUCAAGAAGUAAUACAUUAAGUGGCUCUGUAGAUUUAAAGAGUGACAGGAGCAGUCUAAAUGGUGAAAAUAGGAACUUUGAAUCUUUUAAUUCAACAUUUGCUAAACAAACCAGCCUAUCUGCAAAUGGAGAGGAUAUCAGUCUAGAGUUAGAGGAAGAUUCUGACAUUGACCUAACUCUCACAAUAUCACCACCUACAAGUCCCAGAGAAGAAACUCCAGCUGUUGAAACAGAGCAACAUCAGAAAGCCCCAUUAUCAAAUUUAGAACUCCAGGAUAUGGAUGAAGACAUAAUUGAGCCAGAAAAGGUGACUUUAAUAGAAAACAGAGAAGUGAAUUCUGCUAAAUAUACAUCAAUGCCUUGUACAAUGUCAGAGAAACCAUUAGAAAAGGAGAGAAAAGAUGAUAACUUAGAAGUGGUUACUUUAAUGCUUCCUAAAGAAACCUGUCCCCUUGAGCUCACAGAGGAAGUUAAUGUUACCUCAGACUUUCCCUUUAGUUCUUUAAUUGAGGAAGUAUCACCAGCUUCUAGUCCUGACCCCCAGGUACCAGUUGAAGAAAUAGAACCAUCUCGGGCUGUGUCUCCCUGUAUUUUAAAACAUCCUAAUAUACAGUGUGGGAAAAGUGAAAAAUUCUCUCAGAUUAAGUCAGUAGAUUUGGCCUUAAGAGAAAAAGAAAAUUCUUAUGUUGGUCCUAUCUAUCCAGUGGGACAAGAUAACUUAACUCGGAUACAACAAAUAAAACUUUCUGCUGAAAUGCCUCUAGUAUUAAGUAAUCAUCCAGGAAAAAAAGAUAGACAUUUAACCUUGCUGGGUAAAGUAACUGAGGAAAUUGUCCCAAAUGAGUAUAAGGGUUUCUCUUUCUCAGAAAAGGUGCCAUGCUGCCAUACAGAGUUAAACCAGCCUGCCUCAACUGCCACUUACAGAGCUGAUUUCAAGACUUCUCCAGAAAAAUUGGUAAUGUCAGGAAAUCCAUUACAGCCAAUUAGUUUAGAGAACAGAAAUUCGGACUUAAAUCACCUUGCCUUGGAGACCAGUGAGCUUCCAUUUAGUCCUAGAAAGAUUAUGGAAAGCAAGUCUUUGGUUGACACAUUUGUUUCAGCAAGUGUCCCAGGUGAUAUAGUGAAAAAUAUUAAUGAGAAUCUCUUUAGCAGUGAUUUCAAAACAAAUGAUGGUGAUUACAUGCAAGCCCAGUCCUUGAGCUCAGACUCAGUUGAUGAAGCUGAUAAUACACAGGUACAGAUGCACUCAGACAUCCCAAAACUUGCUUUUUCCUUAGGUGGCACUACUUUAACCCAUUGUACAAGACCCAUAAAUACAGAGGCAGGGUUUCAAACACAGGAAAUAUCAGUAGUCAGAAUGGCCAGUUUGCUUAAGAAUAGUGAUACUGAAGCUGAGUUACAUGAAAGAAACAUAGACCUAGGUUGUGUUGGCUCUAAUUCAAACCCCAUGUCUCCAAAAGGCAAGCAAAAAAACAUCCCUGUGCCACAAGAUACGUCAAUAUGCAAAACAAAAGAUCUGUUGAAUGGCAGGCUUUCCCCCAUGUAUUUAUAUGCUGGUUCCUACCAAAAUACAGCAGUCACCAGUGAAAAUGUCACUAAAGAGCCUUCUGCCUUUUUUGUUUCCAAAUCUUGUGCCCCUCUUGUUUGUGGUGACUCUGUCAGGGCCGAGGAGGACUCUGAAACCUUGGGUGGAGACAUGGAUAUUAGUGUGAAUUCUGACAUCCAUUAUGAACCACUUUCUGGAGACUCUGAUCAAGACUCAUUUGGUGAUUGUAGAAAUCUCAAAUUAGACAUGGAGGGUUCCUGUACUUUGCGAUGUAGUCACAAGAAAGGUGCUUCAAAAGAUGGUUAUGACUCUUUCUUGAGCCCAAACAAUAGUGAUAAUGAAGAUAGAGGCUACUCUAAUCGAGUUCCAGGGUUAGAGACCAGCAUACCUCCCCGAAAUUGGUCUGUUGGAUUAAAAAAUGAUAAGUGUGUGCCAUGUUACGUACAAAUCAGAGAUCUUCAUGGUAUCCCCAGGACUUAUGCAAACUUUACUAUAACUAAAGAGCUCAAAGAUACCAAGAGAACUUCGCACAGCUUGAGGAGGCACUCCAACUUUACUGCUAAACAUGGCUUGCUUAGCUCCUGGACAAAUACUUGGCAGGAGGCGGACGACCUUACACAGAACACUUUAGAUCUAGAAUAUCUGCGCUUUGAACAGAAACUGAAACAAGUUGUAAAGAGUGGGAAUUCUCAGCAUUCUGCCUUUUCCACCAACAUCUUUUUUAAGGAGCAACCCCUCCAAAUUGCUGCUGAAGCUUUCCCUUUGCCAAAAACAUCUGCGUCUCCAGUUCUCCAUCCUCCAUCCCGGAGCAGAAGUCCCCUCCUGAUAACAAUCAUACACUCAGAUGCCAAAGAACAGAGCCAGCACCUGAGAGGCCACAUGUAUAGAUAUUUGGACAGUUCUUCCUUUUGGGAGGGAAGGUGUGAUCACAGGAGAAAUCAUCUUACACAUUCUGAAAGAAAUCAGACUGUUCCCUUCCACCUCAACAAACUGAAAUAUAAUAGUACUUUGAAGGAAUCUCGGAAUGAUAUCUCCCUUAUUCUCAAAGAAUAUGCGGAAUUCAACAAAGUAAUGAUGAAUAGCAACCAAGUCGUUUUCAGAGAUAAAGAGUCAAAUGUUAGUUCUGGAGAAGCCACAUCUCAAGAGAUGUAUUCAUCUUUUCCAAGAAGGUCAGCCUCCUAUGAAGACAUGAUUACAGACUUGUGUACCAGUUUGCAUGUCAAACUAAAAAGUGUUGUGAAAGAGGCUUGCAAAAGCACCUUUCUUUUCUACCUCGUUGAGGCAGAAGACAAGUCAUUCUUUGUGAGAACAAAGAAUAUUCUGAGGAAAGGAGGCCACACGGAAAUUGAACCUCAACAUUUCUGUCAAGCUUUUCACAGAGAGAAUAUGCUAAUGGUCAUCAUCAGAAAUGAAGAUAUCUCAUCCCAUUUGCAUCAAAUUCCUUCUUUGCUGAAGCUGAAGCAUUUUCCCAGUGUCAUCUUUGCUGGAGUAGAUAGCCCUGAAGAUGUUCUCAAUUACACCUUCCAAGAGCUGUUUCGGACAGGAGGCUUUGUGGUAUCAGAUGACAGAAUAUUAGAAAUUUUAACAUUAGUUCAACUAAAGGAAAUUGUCAAAAUCCUGGAGAAACUAAAUGGAAAUGGAAGAUGGAAGUGGUUGCUUCACUACAGAGAAAGUAAAAAGCUAAAGGAAGAUGUGAGAGUGGAUUCAGUUGCACAUAAGAAGAACUUAAUAUUGAAGUCAUAUCAGAGUGCAAAUAUCAUUGAGUUGCUUCAUUAUCACCAGUGUGACUCUCGGUCAUCAGCAAAAGCAGAACAUUUAAAAUGUCUGCUAAACCUGCAAAUUCAGCAUAUCCAUGCCAGGUUUGCUGUCUUCCUAACAGAAAAACCUGCUGUCUCCAGAGAAGUCUUUGAAAAUAGUGGCAUCCUUGUAACAGAUGUAAAUAACUUUAUUGAAAACAUACAAAAAGUAGCAGCUCCAUUUAGGAGUAGCUAUUGGUAAGCACAUUUUUUCUGUAACUCUCCCAUGUCAGCUGGAGUUGAGGGCAGAUACUCUGACAUUUGUGUCUGUGAGGGAACCAGUUCAAAAACUGUUCUUUACCUUACAUGUUAUCAUGCUGUAAAUUAAAAGUAACUGUUUACUUAGGGGUGGAAGUUGUAUUUACUAAUGAAUGAAAUAACCAACGUCUUUGAAUUACCCAUUUUCUCUAUAAUGUACAUUUUCACUGCAGUUCAAUUCUGAUUGCCAAGACAGAUGAUGUAACUCACAACACACAAAUUUUUCCCCAUUAAGUAGCUUGCUAUUUAUAAACUAGUUGUUGGUUAUUUUAAGAUAGAAUUAUCAUCAAUUUUGAGUUUACCCAGAUUUAACUGCAGCUUGCCCAGACAUCAACGAUGCCAACAACAGAUUAGUAUUUUCCCUUUUGUCUGAAAAACUUUUUAAGACACACAUAAGGGUCUUCCCUUCUAAUUAUUGAAAAAAUCAAUGUUCUACAACUUAGGGAAAGUUUUCUGUCUUCUGUUUUGCUUUUUUGUAUUUUCUUAAAAUAGCUGACUUCAUUCACAGUGACACAGUAUUUGUCCACUAACUUUGGGUUGCGGUGUUAAAUAUUUUGUUUUAAAUUAUUUUAAUUUAAAGCUAUUAAUGAACUUAUUGUUAAAAAUAAUUUUGUAAACGUGUUUACUCAAUUGUAGCAGAAGUGAGUCUAUUUUAACCAAUAGCUUUGUUUUUGCAUGUUAAUGUCAGCAAGACAUAGGUGAGAUGCAUGUUAGUCUGUUUUAAAGGUUUUACCACCUUUGUAAAAACUACAGCUGUGUUUCAUUUGCUGUUACUCAAACACUACAUAAAGUUAACCUUUUUUCCAAAAUGGUACAAAUUUAUAAACUGUCAUUUUUCACUUACUCACUUUGUAAAUACUCAACUACAAGAUCAACUCUAAGAAGAAAUAAUCACUUAUUUAUGACAUUAGAAAUAAUUUCUACAGUUAUCUUUAAAUGAAAACCACGCAGAAAACAUUUGUAAGA